CCAUUCGCUAACCACCACCUUCGCAACAUCACCAAGCGACAACGCAAUUUUCAACCAAUGUCAGAACCCGGUCCGUCCGCGUCGAGCACUGCUAGUCGUGACAGAGGCCGGGGAAAAUCACGAGGUGGCUUAGGAAAAUAUCUUCGAGCUCGUGGCCGAGGUCGCGGGUACGGUCGACCUGCAGAAUUCCACCAACGACUGGUCCUAGAAGGCGAAGCACCAGCCGAAGAAGAUGAUGAAGAAAGGGCCGAGAGAGAGCGCAAGUUUUCGAAGAGACAUUUGGGAACCAAUGCAGACAGAUAUGCUGAACCGGAGCCAGAGCUCGAUUCUGAUGGCGAACCAAUAGUUGAACCAGAGGUAGACUUAUCAUCGUUCCUGGGGCGACAAAGGUUGUCCGACAACCCGGAGUCGACAUUGUCUGGCGAUGAUGACGAUGUAGAUCAUUCACUGGCGCAUAUAUCCUCCCGUGGCAUAGGUUCGGAAGCACCGACACGCAAAGGAAAAGUCGAGCAGAUCGCAUGGGACGACGAGCUUGAUGAAUUGUCAAGAGAAAAGGCGGUUGCUGACGCUAAUCGAGACCUCAAAUCUCGUUUUCGUGCAAAAUCGGAACGACUGCGAAAAAGGCCUAUCGCACCCACCGCUCGAGAACGAAAACAAGCGUCCUAUGUUAAAGCCCCGGCAUUACCUCUAGCGGAAGGCGCUACACCCAAGGACCCGAAAGCCGAUAUGGAAGAUUUUCUUGAUGACCUUUUAGGCUGACUGUGGCCUGUUGGGAGAGAGGAAGCGCACUAGCGCAGGCCUACCUGACUUCAUAUGGUACAGUGAUGAGAACUUGAAUAGCGUUCGGCUUUGAAUCUAGAGCUGAGUCCCACCGCUCUUCCAGUUCCUAGCAAGUCACAAGAAGCUACACUACCUGUAGUGCUCGCGAGUCCUUAUCUUAUCGAAUGUUUGAACUCGAUAUGCAAGGAAACGUUCCACGCUCGCUACUACUACGACUAGUACACGGCAACAGACGCCCGUGGCUGUGCGCUUGACCCUGGGUCAGCCUCAGCUCAACCUC
Messenger RNA from Desarmillaria tabescens, 1060 nucleotides. RefSeq lists its product as uncharacterized. The coding region runs from base 58 to 759 and encodes 233 amino acids. The record is from RefSeq and is a predicted model, not a curated record. NCBI's taxonomy places the organism in Eukaryota, Fungi, Basidiomycota, Agaricomycetes, Agaricales, Physalacriaceae. The transcript has 5 exons.